Messenger RNA from Plectropomus leopardus (leopard coralgrouper), 2009 nucleotides. Its product is annotated as A-type voltage-gated potassium channel KCND2-like. Lineage: Eukaryota; Metazoa; Chordata; Actinopteri; Perciformes; Serranidae. Gene Ontology annotation, cellular component: voltage-gated potassium channel complex; postsynaptic membrane; dendritic spine. The record is from RefSeq and is a predicted model, not a curated record. Gene Ontology annotation, molecular function: protein binding; A-type (transient outward) potassium channel activity. Gene Ontology annotation, biological process: action potential; potassium ion transmembrane transport; protein homooligomerization.
AUGGCGGCCGGAGUGGCGGCGUGGCUGCCGUUCGCGCGCGCGGCGGCCAUCGGCUGGAUGCCGGUGGCCAGCACGCCGAUGCCGGUGCCGCCGAAGCAGAAGCAGCGCGCGCAGGCCGGCCUCCUCGUGCUCAACGUGAGCGGCACCAAGUUCCAGACGUGGCGGGACACGCUGGAGCGGUACCCGGACACCUUGCUGGGCAGCACCGAGCGCGACUUCUUCUUCCAUGAGGAGACCAACGAGUACUUCUUCGACCGCGACCCGGACAUCUUCCGCCACAUCCUCAACUUCUACCGAACCGGGAAGCUGCACUACCCGCGGCACGAGUGCAUCUCCGCGUACGACGAGGAGCUGGCGUUCUUCGGCAUCAUCCCGGAGAUCAUCGGGGACUGCUGCUACGAGGACUACAAGGACCGGCGGCGCGAGAACCAGGAGCGCAUCCAGGACGACGAGGAAGCGGACCAAACCAACGACGUGGUGGCGGCGGAUCUGAGCUUCCGGGAGAGCAUGUGGCGCGCCUUCGAGAACCCGCACACCUCCACCAUGGCGCUGGUCUUCUACUACGUCACCGGCUUCUUCAUUGCGGUGUCGGUGCUCGCCAACGUGGGGGAGACGGUGCCGUGCGGCACCGCGCCGAACCGCGUCAAGGAGAUGUCGUGCGGCGAGCGUUACGCGCUGGCCUUCUUCUGCCUGGACACCGCGUGCGUCAUGAUCUUCACGGUGGAGUACCUGCUGCGCCUGCUCGCCGCGCCGAGCCGCUUCAAGUUCGUCAAGAGCGUCAUGAGCGUCAUCGACGUGGUGGCCAUCAUGCCAUACUACAUCGGCCUCGUCAUGACCGACAACGAGGACGUGAGCGGCGCCUUCGUCACGCUCCGGGUCUUCAGGGUCUUCCGGAUCUUCAAGUUCUCGCGGCACUCUGCGGGACUUCGCAUCCUGGGCUACACGCUGAAGAGCUGCGCAUCGGAGCUCGGCUUCCUGCUCUUCUCGCUCACCAUGGCCAUCAUCAUCUUCGCCACCGUCAUGUUCUACGCUGAGAAGGGCUCCAGCGCCAGCAAGUUCACCAGCAUCCCCGCCGCCUUCUGGUACACCAUUGUCACCAUGACAACGCUGGGGUACGGGGACAUGGUGCCAAAGACCAUCAUGGGGAAGAUCUUCGGCUCCAUCUGCUCUCUGAGCGGCGUGCUGGUCAUCGCGCUGCCCGUCCCCGUCAUCGUCUCCAACUUCAGCCGCAUCUACCACCAAAGCCAGAGAGCUGAGAAGAGACGAGCGCAGAAGGCAUCCAAAGAAGCAGGACAGGCGCUGGUGUGUAAGGCCAAUCCUAACUUCGACCUGCAUCAUAAUCACCUUCUGCACUGUUUGGAGAAGACCACGAACCAUGAGUUUGUGGAUGAGAAGACGUACGAGGCGGGCUUCAGGGAGAUAACUCUGGUGAAGCAGGUGUCUCACUCUUCCUCCAUCUCCUCCUCUUCCUCACCCCACGGCUUCACCUCCUGCUGCUCCCGCAAGAAGAGGAAGACCUUCAACGUCCCCAACUCCAACAUGUCUGUGGGUCUUCAUGGCAGCAUCCAGGAGCUGAGCACCAUCCAGAUCAGGGAGAGACCACUCGCCAACAGUCGAUCCAGUCUGAACGCCAAAUUUGAGGAGACUGUUCCUCUGAACUGUGACCAGUCAUACAUCACCGCCGCAGUCAUCAGCACGCCCUCACCGCCCAGCACCACACCCGAAGGCAACGACUCAUCCAGCUCCAUCGACUAUUCCCAGACCAACAUCGUCCGGGUGUCCGCGCUCUAGAUAAUACCGUCCCCCUCCAACAUGGAAACACAAUCAGCCAGCAGGAGGAUGACGGGGGUCAGGCAUCAGGGGUCGGGAGUCGACGGCCCCGCACCACUACAGAUUCAGAGGGCGGGGGUUUGGAUCAAGUGUCCACGAUGGAAGUCGGGUUAGCUUGAUUAUUUCAAACCUCUCAUGGAGGAUUUCUAUAUGCACCAAAACUCAGCUAACCCACCUUG